UGGUUUUUUUCCCUUCCCGUCCGUGCCUUCUUUCUUCUCCGUGUGCCUCCUCUGCUCUGCCUGGCUUCUCUUCAGCCCUAAUCUUCUCCGCGUGCCUUCGUUGCGGCUCUUUCCUGCGAACACAACUACAUCCACUGGGAAACUUAAGGUUUGUGGAAAAGAUCCAAGGUAUAAAGUCUUGAGUUGGUUGGGGAAAGUGAGAAUUUGGACUUAAUCAAGUUACUUCUUUUUUUGGUUUGCACUAAAACCAAAUCAGUUAAAAUGAGUGUGGUGGGAUUUGAUAUUGGAAAUGAGGACUGUGUUAUUGCCGUGGUGAAGCAAAGGGGUAUUGAUGUUUUGUUGAAUGAUGAAUCGAAACGUAAAACCCCGGCUGUGGUAUGUUUUGGGGAGAAGCAACGGUUUAUGGGAUCUGCUGGUGCUGCUUCUGCAUUGAUGAAUCUAAAAUCCACAAUAUCUCAGGUCAAAAGACUAAUUGGCAAGGAAUUCUCAGAUAUGGAUGUACAGAACGAGCUAAAAAAGCUGCCUUUUGAAACUUCUAAAGGUUUGGAUGGGGGCAUUUUGAUUCACUUGACGAACCGGGGUGAGAGCCAUACCUGUACACCAGUGCAGAUUCUGGCAAUGCUCUUUUCUCAUUUGAAAGAGAUAAUAGAGAAACGUUUGGAAAUGCCCAUUUCAGAUUGUGUAAUCGGGGAUCCCAUCAUACUUUAUGGACUUGCAAAGAUGUGCAUAUUUGAAUGCUGCGACAAUUGCUGGGUUAAGGCCUUUGAGAUUGAUGCAUGACUGUACUACACUCACUUAGUUUUGGAAUUUAUAAAACAGAUUUCCCCAGCUCUGGACCAAUUUACGUUGCACUUGUUGACAUUGGUCAUUGUGACACCAUGUCUCUAUUGCAUUAUUUGAGGCUGGACAUAUGAGGAUAUUAUCACAUACUUUUGACAUAAGCUUGGGAGGGCGAGACUUUGAAGAAGUUUUGUUUACUUAUUUUGCUUCAAAAUUUAAAGAGUAGUAUGGUAUUGAUGUGUACUCUAAUAUCAAGGCAUGUAUCAAGUUGAGGGUAUCAUGUGAAAACUAUAGUUGCUUAUAAU
This is a messenger RNA of Juglans regia (Persian walnut), 1085 nucleotides long. Its product is annotated as heat shock 70 kDa protein 16-like. Gene Ontology annotation, biological process: protein folding. NCBI's taxonomy places the organism in Eukaryota, Viridiplantae, Streptophyta, Magnoliopsida, Fagales, Juglandaceae. Gene Ontology annotation, cellular component: nucleus; cytosol. Bases 262 to 780 code for a protein of 172 amino acids. The transcript is spliced from 3 exons. The record is from RefSeq and is a predicted model, not a curated record. Gene Ontology annotation, molecular function: ATP-dependent protein folding chaperone; ATP binding.